AUGGACAAAAAGCAACAUUCAAAAUCAACUGCUAGUGGAUCAUCUUCUCCUUCCACAAUAAAUAAACCAAAAAAAUCAUCAUCAACAAUAGCAGCAGCAUCACUACCAAGAACAACGACAAGCAGAAAUGCAGUACUUCCUCAAACUGCUCGUCGGAUUCUUCAAAAUUUUCUUUUGGUUUGGCUUGAUGUCGAUUUUGAUGCGUCCAAAGACGAUUAUGAAAAACCAAUGAAACAUCUGCAACAUAUAGUGGCAACGGUCGCAGUGUUUACAGACGUUGAUAAAUCCAUUGAUUUUCUCACUGACAUUGAGAACGAAAAAGUAUUUAUGAUCGUAUCAGGUGCCCUGGCACAACAUAUAAUACCGAUAAUUCAAGAAUGCCCACAGUUAGUCUCAAUUUAUAUUUUAUGUGACAAUCAAUCAAUUCAUGAGGAAUGGGCCAAAACAAUACCUAAAGCAAAAGGUAUAUACACACAAAUCGAACCGAUUUGUAAAGCAUUACAAAUCGAUCAAAAAAAUUGUGAUCGAGCUAUGAUCUCGAUAAGUUUUAAUAGAAUUGAUCCAUUAUUUAUGUAUACACAAUUGUUAAAAGAAGCACUUUUGCAAAUAGAAGAUGAUGAUGCAAAAUCGAUUAAGGAAAUCGUUGAAUAUUGUCGUCUUCAAGACGAUAUUUCCAAAACAACACUUGACAAGAUCGAACGAGAAUAUCGUAACCAUACAGCCAUUUGGUGGUACACAGGUCCAUAUUUUAUCUACUCAAUGCUUAAUUAUGGUCUUCGACAAAUGGAUGUUGAUAUUAUCCUGAAGAUGGGCUUUUUCAUCCGACAUCUACAUCAGCAUAUUACCGAAUUACAUCGUGAACAACAAGGAAACAUGCCAGCAAAAUUUCAAGUCUUCCGUGGACAAGGUUUGUCCAUGGAAGAUUUUGAAAAAAUGAAAAAAACCAAAGGAGGACUUAUGUCCUUCAAUAAUUUCUUAUCAACAAGUCGUAAUCGUGAGAUAUCUUUCAACAACUUUGCACGACCAGCUACAAACAAUCCUAAUUCAGUCGGCAUCCUCUUUAUUAUGAACAUUGAUACGGCUAUUUGCACAAAAUCCUCAACACCAUUUGCUGAACUUACAAUUGAAUAUUACAACUAUGGUUUUGAUCGAGUUUAA
This is a messenger RNA of Rotaria sp. Silwood1, 1158 nucleotides long. The record is from the annotation of a GenBank genome assembly. NCBI's taxonomy places the organism in Eukaryota, Metazoa, Rotifera, Eurotatoria, Philodinida, Philodinidae.